CUCCUUCCUCCUCUUCCUCCUCCGCCCCAGCCCCUGCUCUCCUUCCUUCUUCCUAGCUCCUUGCCUCCAGAAAGCAGCCCCAUGAAGCGCCUUCUCCUCGCCGGGCUCCUCCAGCUCCGCCAGCCUCGUCCCCUGCCUCUUCAUUCUCAGAAUCCAUCAGGGACUUUAUGGGGAAGGCCUCAAAGAGUGGUCUUGAACCAUGCGUACAGCACCGAGAGAGGAAACACAGACAAGUCUGUUGGGCGCUAUCCAAUACCCAAUAAGAAGGAUUUGCCGUAUGAUAUUGCAGAGCUCAUGGAGGAAGUAGAAGUAAAGAGUGGUUUUUUACCUAAUGUGUUUAAAGUGAUGUCUCAUCGACCAGCUGAAUUCAGAGCCUUCUUUGCUUACUACAAUGCCAUCAUGAACAAGGAAUCAGGCAACCUAAGCACUGCGGAUAAGGAGCUCAUUAUUGUGGCUACAAGCAUUGUCAACAAGUGUCCCUACUGCGUCACCGCGCACGGUGCUUUGCAUCGGAUAUAUUCCAAGAAACCAACUCUAGCUGAUCAGGUCAUCGUGAAUUGGAAGAUGGCGGACCUCGAUGCUCGAGAGCAGGCCAUGAUUGAAUUUGCGUUAGCUGUCUGUCAAGCAGAGAAUAUCACCGAAGAGCAUUUUCAGAAGUUAGAGGCUCAGGGAUUUGACCGAGAUGAUGCCUGGGAUAUCGCCACCAUUACAGCCUUCUUUGCCAUGGCAAAUCGCGUCGCUCACUUCACAGACAUGAAGCCAAACCCAGAAUUCUUCUCCAUGGGAAGAGUACCAAAGGAAAAACAGGACACCAAAUCAUCCUAAUUAAGCUUGCUGGCAACCAGAUUUUUGCAGGAAUACUGGACUCUCAACAUGGAGGCCAAUCUGGGCUCAUUGUGGUAUAAAAGUUGCAAAGACAGAAAAAGAAAAGAUAUAGGUUGCAAAUGAGAAGGGAAGUCUACUUAGCUUUCAUCUGUAUUUCUGCGUGGCUUUCCAGUAGGGAACCAACUGAAAUGAAGUACUCUGAAGAUCAGACACUGGCUCCUCAGCUUGUUUGAUUGUAAUUUUACUAUAAUCUACCAGUUACUACAGGGUUUGCCCAUAUAAAGUCUAACUGGCCCAGCACUUACUUGUAGCAGAAAACAUUUUAUUGAUCAAAACCUGGGGAGGAUUUUUACUCAAACACUGGAAAAGAUAUUUAGGAAGAAAUCUUUAUCAUUUCCUCCAAAAAGCAGGUGCCCACUUGAUUGAUUGAAGCUGGGACAAAUAAAUUUUUUGUACAUUUUCAUGCAUUUUAGAAGAAAUUUUAAUCAUUCUGUCUGUUAUUGUAUAGCUUAAUAAUUUAAAAUUAUGUAUUUACAUGUUAAUUGUUUUGCUUCCUUUAAAUCUGUUCUGGCGAUACAAAUAAAGGAGGGUGCGAAAUAAAUAGGAAUAUAAUCUCU
Messenger RNA from Anolis sagrei ordinatus, 1442 nucleotides. RefSeq lists its product as uncharacterized. Gene Ontology annotation, molecular function: peroxiredoxin activity. The record is from RefSeq and is a predicted model, not a curated record. NCBI's taxonomy places the organism in Eukaryota, Metazoa, Chordata, Lepidosauria, Squamata, Anolidae.